Sceloporus undulatus (fence lizard) is the source of this 3634-nucleotide messenger RNA. RefSeq names its product kelch like family member 5 (gene KLHL5). Lineage: Eukaryota; Metazoa; Chordata; Lepidosauria; Squamata; Phrynosomatidae. The transcript is spliced from 11 exons. Bases 249 to 2378 code for a protein of 709 amino acids. Gene Ontology annotation, molecular function: protein binding. The record is from RefSeq and is a predicted model, not a curated record.
ACUUGGCUUUCUCUGUUCAUCUUUUCCCUCUGGAAUCAGCCCUGCUGUUUAUUUAGAUAAGAGAAGGUUUUCUUAAAAUCCUUUGUCCCAUAUUUGAAUGCUGUAUUUUCUCCCCUCCUCCGCCCCAUGCCCCUCAGCCAUAAACAGGCAGACCAUGUGUUUCUCUUGUCCUGGUUGGAUGCACAAAUCUUCUUUAUGUGCAGUGCUGCUUGCCCCGUUGCCUAGACGAUAACUUGCUCACACUGAAGAUGUCUGGCUCUCGCAAAGAGUUCGAUGUGAAGCAGAUUUUAAAAAUCCGAUGGAAGUGGUUUGGUCACCAGCAAGCUCCUCCUAAUCCUAGUGGCGAUUGCCAGCCAGAAGAUUUUUGGGACAAAGGACAUAACGCAACAACUAGUGGGAUAAAGUUUUUAGAUCCAGGGAAUCUGUCCCUACCUUUUGCCUCAAUUGGUUUCCAAAGGUCCAACCAGAAGAGUUUCCAAAAUUCGUCAUCUUGGCCAAUGGCAUCCAGCUCUGAAGUGCCUACAUUUGAGCUCACCACAGAGGACUGUGGAGGUGCACACUGGCUUGAGAGAGCCGAAGCUGAGGAGGGAGUCAGUGAAGAAGAAAAUGUAUCUGAUAGCAGUUCAUGCAGGACUUCCACUAGCAGCCAGACUCUGGCAUCUUGUCAUACAAUGGAACCCUGUACAUCUGAUGAAUUUUUUCAAGCCCUCAACCAUGCAGAACAGACCUUUAAAAAGAUGGAAAAUUACCUGAGACACAAACAACUGUGUGAUGUGGUAUUAGUUGCUGGUGAUCGACGCAUUCCUGCACACAGAUUGGUGUUGUCUUCUGUCUCAGACUACUUUGCAGCCAUGUUUACUAAUGAUGUAAGAGAGGCAAGACAAGAAGAAAUCAAAAUGGAAGGUGUGGACCCAAAUGCAUUGUUGGCUUUGGUGCAAUAUGCAUAUACAGGUCGCCUUGAAUUAAAAGAAGAUAAUAUUGAGUGCCUGCUAUCUACAGCUUGUAUUCUACAGCUCUCUCAAGUUGUAGAAGCUUGCUGUAAGUUCUUAAUGAAACAACUUCAUCCAUCUAAUUGCCUUGGAAUCCGCUCCUUUGCUGAUGCACAGGGUUGCACAGAUCUGCACAAAGUGGCUCACAAUUACACCAUGGAGCAUUUCAUGGAAGUAAUCAGAAACCAAGAAUUUUUAUUAUUACCUGCCACUGAAAUUGCAAAACUUUUAGCAAGUGAUGACAUGAAUAUUCCUAAUGAAGAGACCAUCCUCAAUGCGUUGACUACAUGGGUGAGACAUGAUUUGGAGCAAAGAAAGAAAGAUCUCAGUAAACUCUUGGCAUACAUCAGACUGCCACUACUUGCACCACAGUUUUUGGCAGAUCUGGAAAAUAAUGCACUCUUUAGAGAUGACAUUGAAUGUCAAAAACUUAUUAUGGAAGCAAUGAAGUACCACUUAUUGCCAGAGAGAAGACCAAUGUUACAAAGUCCCCGUACAAAACCUAGAAAAUCUACUGUUGGUGUGUUGUUUGCAGUUGGAGGCAUGGAUGCAACUAAAGGAGCAACAAGUAUCGAAAAGUAUGAUCUCCGUACCAAUAUGUGGACUCCUGUAGCAAAUAUGAAUGGGAGACGACUGCAGUUUGGAGUAGCAGUGUUAGAUGAUAAGUUAUACGUUGUUGGUGGUAGAGAUGGAUUGAAAACAUUGAAUACCGUGGAGUGCUACAAUCCCAAAACAAAAACUUGGAGUGUGAUGCCUCCUAUGUCCACUCAUCGGCAUGGACUUGGUGUGGCAGUGUUGGAAGGUCCUAUGUAUGCUGUAGGAGGACAUGAUGGCUGGAGCUACCUGAACACUGUAGAAAGAUGGGAUCCACAAGCACGUCAAUGGAACUUUGUGGCUAGCAUGUCAACUCCAAGGAGUACAGUGGGGGUAGCAGUAUUAAGUGGAAAGCUAUAUGCAGUUGGAGGUCGAGAUGGAAGUUCUUGUCUCAAAUCUGUAGAAUGCUUUGAUCCUCAUACUAACAAAUGGACACUUUGCGCUCAGAUGUCAAAACGAAGAGGUGGUGUUGGUGUAACCACCUGGAAUGGAUUCCUCUAUGCUAUUGGAGGUCAUGAUGCACCAGCUUCCAAUUUAACAUCAAGGCUGUCUGACUGUGUUGAGAGGUAUGAUCCUAAAACAGAUGUGUGGACUGCUGUCGCAUCAAUGAGCAUUAGCAGAGAUGCCGUGGGAGUUUGCCUUCUUGGAGACAGACUGUAUGCUGUCGGUGGAUACGAUGGACAAACCUACCUUAACACAGUGGAGUCCUAUGAUCCCCAAACAAAUGAGUGGACACAGGUUGCACCAUUGUGCCUAGGAAGAGCAGGAGCAUGUGUUGUGACUGUGAAACUCUAAUUUCAAAGAUGUCCUUCUCUCCUUUAAGCUCUCAUUUGGAGGAAGGGGAUUCCCUCAAAUUUCUAAAUUAUAAUACAAUGAGGUACUGUGUAUCUUUGCAAGACAAGGCAUUUGGUCUUAAUCUGUUACCUAAGGUUUUUUUCUUAAAUGGACCAACAUUAUGCACUUUUUUAAAUGAGUAAUGCAAUUUGUGUACAUUCAUUUGUAAUCAAAUACUUAGCAGUCAGCUGGCAUAUUAGAAAUACAGAGGUAGAAAACCAUACAUAUUUUGUUUCUGGCUGUAGAAGACCCGCAAGAAACUUCUUUUAGAAACCUGCACACACUACUAUGGACUUUCAUUUUCAUAUGUAUGCUUUUGACAUGUUCAGAAUGCAUCAGCCUUGCUUUAUUCCAAAUGUUUUGUCUUUAUUGUUCUAUUGAGUUUAUUUUAUUUUAUAUUAUACUAUGUGGUACAAAGAGAAGUCAAAUGUAGCCAAAAUUUUGAGUGUACCUCUUGCCUUGGAAAUGUUAUUCCUUUAAUGCCUGAACUCUUUACACACAGCUGAUGCUUUGUAGUCUUUUUGUUUGUUUAACCAAAGCCUUACUUUAAUAUUUUAUGCUAUCGAAUAUGUUCUUCAACAACUUUGCACCAUCUAGUAUGCUUGCAGGAUUUUCUCAUCUUUUAAGUUAUAUUACAUAAUAUACACAUUUAUACACAAUUUCACUGUAUCUAUUUUGUGGGUCACUUCCUAAAAGCAGUUUCAAGAGAAAAGAGCUCAAGCAUAUGACUUUCAUUUGUAGUUUUUGGAGCAUUCCAUGAUCUCUAGUUCUGUGAAGCUAACUUUAAUUUACUUUGAAGGAGGAUUUUGAACAAUUCUUAAGUACGUAUUUAUAGGAUUAAAAUUCCUUACAGCACUUUUUGUGUUAGUUUAACAAAAAGUGGGCAUUAUCCUACAAGUAGUACAUCCUUUGGGGAUGUUCAGCUUCUUUAAAAAACAAACAAACUGUUGUUCUUUCUGAAGAUCAGACUAGUGUUACUGAAUUAUGCAGUACUGUAACAGAUUUUCUUUACAAUUUGCCUUGUGUUGAUUCCUUACACUACUCAGAAUUCCUUGGGUAUUCCAAGUGCUGUCUGAAAUUUUUAUAUUUUCUUUUGUGCCUUGUUUCUUAUGUUUUCAUAUAUCGUAUGUAAACACACAUUCUUGUACUUUAUCAUAAAAUAUGAAUAUGUAAACUCAAAGGACUUUUUCUGACAGUAAACUGAAGAUAUCUGAUAA